CUGCGUAUCCCGCUACUUCAGCUUCCACGUUCACGUAACUUUUUACAGUGCAGCACGCAAUAACGAGUACGAAUCGGGAGCCCGUGACGUUUCAGUAUAUUUCCUCGUCAUAAUUUGCGCUUUGGUCGACCGCACCCCCCACGCUCUUCGCCGCGCGCUUCCGCCAGCCCGCCAUGCUCAACCUGCCCCCCGCCCCCUGGGAGGACGGCGGCUCCGCGCCCUUCUCCCCCGCCUCGCCCCCCGCGCGCUCCAUGGCCGCCCUGCUUGCGUCGCUGUCGCUGCAGCGGCGGUCGCGCGAGGUGGGGCUGCAGUUGCGCGCGGGGCUGCGCGACGUGCGCGCGGAGUUCAGCUACGUGCGGCUGCGCGGGCUGCGCAAGGUGGGGCUGGUGGUGGAGUCGGCGGCGGAGUCGGACGAGCUGGCGGACGUCUUCCGGGAGAGCCAACUGUACAGCGAACUGCAGCUGGUGCCGGCCAUCUGCGAGCACAGCAUAGGGCCCAGCACCGCUGACGACGAGGACGAUGACGACGAUGACGAGGGGGGUCGGGCGGGGCAGUGCGGGCGGGCCAUGGCGCCGACAGCGGAGGAGGUGGAGGUGGCGCUGCACGUGCUGGAGGGGUGCUGCCUGCUCGACCCCGCCACCAGCCGCCAGCUCGCUGCCUCCUACCAUGUCAUCAAGGACAUUCUGAUCCACCUGUCGCCCAUGUCAUCCACGCCUCUGGGCGACCCCCCUGCGUCGCUCAUGGCGUGCUGCCUCAACGCGCUGCCCGCCAUCCUCCUCGCCACCCCGCGGGCACUAGAGAGCAUGGACGUGCACAAGGGCGUGCUGCAUGUGGCGCCCAUUGUCAAGGACCGCCAAAUACCACUCUACCUCAGAGCCAAGGCGGUGGAGUUCCUGGCACUGUUCCUGGCGCAGCUCAAGGACCUGGCGGCGGGGGGGGGAGGUGGCAGCACGGUGGAGGUGGCGGGCAGGUGGCUGAGGGACGCCGUGCAUGACCUGGAGGACGUGGUGGGGGAGAGGGCAGCGCAGCUCAUUGAGGGCGCAGCCACAGGGCGGGGCGGCAUGCUGUCAGAGGACAUGCUGGAAGAGCGAGUGACUCGCAUUGCAGAGAUGUUUUAACCAACGUUUGACAUAAAUUGACUCAUGGGAGGGCCUCAGAUUGCAGGCUUUUUACCCUGAUUCAGGGUUAUAUCAGGGUUUUCUUCGGGGGUGACCCUGAUGAGACAGGGUUUUCUUUUAACACGGGCCUGAAAUUUCAGCGUUCUUUUAGAAGUGAACUCUGAUCGAUCAGCGUGACUAGUGUAGUGAGGCAUGUUUGUCCAGCGUUGUAUUGGGUGUUAGAAAGAGAGAAUGACUAGACUAGGAAGAUACAGGGCAUUAUAGACUACCGUAAAAGCCCGGAUAUAAGACUCAUGGGUCUUAUCACAUACCGCCUAAAAAAAAGGCAGCGUGUCUUAUAAACGGAAAAAAGUAGG
This is a messenger RNA of Closterium sp. NIES-67, 1474 nucleotides long. The record is from the annotation of a GenBank genome assembly. NCBI's taxonomy places the organism in Eukaryota, Viridiplantae, Streptophyta, Zygnematophyceae, Desmidiales, Closteriaceae.